Molecule: messenger RNA, 1665 nt
Organism: Cajanus cajan (pigeon pea)
Lineage: Eukaryota; Viridiplantae; Streptophyta; Magnoliopsida; Fabales; Fabaceae
Product: wax ester synthase/diacylglycerol acyltransferase 4
Biological process (GO): triglyceride biosynthetic process
Cellular component (GO): plasma membrane
Molecular function (GO): diacylglycerol O-acyltransferase activity
Source: RefSeq, a predicted model, not a curated record
CCCCAACUCAAGAACUGAAUCUCAACAACAAAAUUAAAACAAAAUUUAUUCCACCUGGCUAUAGCUUGUUUUGAUUGAAGGGAAUGGAAAGAUUUGAUAAUGAGGAAGAACUUGUUGAGCCUGUGAGUCCAACAGGACAAUACUUGACCAGCUCUUCACUGAGUGUGUACAUUCUUGGUGUCUUGGAAGCUGAGAUUCCCAUUGAUGACUCUCAAACCGUGCCACUGCUUCAGAAUCUCUUCCUUCCAAUCAACUCACGUUUCUCCUCAAUCAUGAUUAGGGACAAAAAUGGAGAGAAAAAGUGGAAGAAAGUUGAAGUGAAGCUAGAGGACCACAUCAAAGUUCCUACAUUUCCCAAUGGCAAGUCAUCCAACUUCUUAUAUGAUGAACAUAUUGAGGACUACAUGUCCACAAUAGCAUUGGAACACUUACCACAACAUAGACCACUAUGGGAACUUCACAUCAUCAAAUACCCUUCAACAAAUGCUUGUGGCACUGUGGUGUUCAAGCUCCACCAUGCCCUAGGGGAUGGUUUCUCCCUCAUGGGUGCCCUUCUUUCAUGCAUGCAAAGGGCUGACAACAUUAGUCUACCCUUCACACUCCCAUCAAGCCAAAGACCCAGAUCAAUUUACAACAACACCAAUGAGGCCUUGAAGAGGGUGCCCUCCAUGGUGUCCUUGGCAUUUAGAACUGUGUCGGAUUUUGGAUGGAGCUUGUUGAAAAGUAGCUUGAUUGAAGAUGACCAAACACCAAUUAGGUCUUGUGCUGAAGAUGUCAAGCUUAGGCAAAUGGUCAUCUCAAAUGUGACCAUCUCUUUGGAUCAGAUCAAAGAAGUGAAAGCUAAACUUGGUGUGAGCAUAAAUGAUGUGCUAGCUGGAGUAAUCUUCUUUGGCAUCAGGCUAUACAUGCAAGAAAUAAACCUGAAAUCAAGCCAAACACAGUCCACAGCAUUGGUGUUGCUGAACACAAGAAACAUAGAAGGGUACAAGUCAGUUAAGGAGAUGGUGGAAAAGACCAAUAGUAGGGCUGCAUGGGGGAACCAAUAUGCAUUCUUGCAUGUUCCAAUUCCUGAGCUUAGUGAUUCCAAAUAUGCCAACCCUCUUGAGUUUGUAUGGGAAGCCAACAAAGAGAUGAACAAAAGGAAAAACUCUUUGGCCACUCAUCUCACUGGCAUGCUUUUGGAUACCCUCAGAAAACUCAGAGGCCAUGAGGCUGCAGCUAAAUACUUGCACACUACCUUAAGAAACUCAAGCACAACAAUCUCAAACAUCAUUGGACCAGUGGAGCAAAUGGCUGUGGCUAAUAUUCCAGUUAAAGGGUUUUACUUUAUGGUUGCAGGUUCCCCUGAGAGUCUCACCAUAACGAUCAUGAGCUACAUGGGGAAGAUAAGAAUUGCAUUUGGAGUAGAGAAAGACUUUAUCGACAAGCAAUUAUUCAAGUCGUGUUUGGAGAAUUCUAUUGAGAUGAUAACGGAAGCAGCAAGGAAGAUUUCAGCAUAAUCAAUGGAAUGCAUGUAUCAUGUAUUUCCACUAUAUUAUUGUUAAUAUUUAAUUGUUUUAAUUAAGUAUAUAUGGUGCAAUGAUUCUGCAAUAAGAUUUUUCUUUUUGUGAAAUGUAUUUUUAUUGAACUGGGACAGUAAUUAAGAUACUAUGAUGAUUGCAUCUA